AUGUCACGAUUUGCAGCCCAAAACUUUAAUGCUAAGGUAUAUGCAGAGGCGAGACCGAGCUAUGUGCCAAAGAUAUACGAAUUGAUCCGCGAUUUCCACCAAGGGGGGUAUGAUGCAGUUGUCGACGCCGGCUGCGGGCCAGGCAUGGGGACAGAGGGAUUGCUCGAUAUGGGCUUUAGGGAUGUUUACGCUAUAGAUCCGAGUGAGGUAAUGCUCAAUGAAGGCAAGAAAACCCGCUCUCGAGCUGAUGACAUCCAAUGGAUUGUCGGAUCCAGCGAGGUUCUCUCCCAGAGGCUGCCGCAGAAGGUGGACAUGGUGACUUCUUUUGAAGCCGCUCAUUGGAUGGACCACGCCAAGACUUGGGAGGAGUGCUUCAAUGUUCUCAAUCCAGGUGGCACAGUUGCACACGUUAUGUACGGUCACAUACAGCUACUCGGUAACGAAAAGGCCUCUGAACUCAUCCUCGACCUAGCCUUCAACAAACUCAAAGCAUACUUCAAACCACAGCACAAAGUCGCUUACGAGCUCAUGGACGAUAUUAGUCCCCCAGCAUGGGCAUCGCGGGUGGAGAGACACAAGUUCUUAGUGAAUCCCAAGGAAGAUGAGAACGGCUGUAUAAUGAAAAGAGAUACUACUCUCGCGGCUCUCGCUAGCCAUGUGAACAGCUGGAGUCCAAUGGAUCAAUACAAGGAAGAACACCCCGGAACAACCAUCGUGUCUGACUUUAUGGAGGAUAUGAUGCGCGCUUACAACGCUAAAGACGUCGAUCAUCCGAUCACUAUGGCUUGGUCAAUGGCAGUCUUGCUUGUGUCCAGAUAA
Messenger RNA from Wallemia ichthyophaga EXF-994, 819 nucleotides. Its product is annotated as putative S-adenosylmethionine-dependent methyltransferase CRG1. Gene Ontology annotation, molecular function: S-adenosylmethionine-dependent methyltransferase activity. NCBI's taxonomy places the organism in Eukaryota, Fungi, Basidiomycota, Wallemiomycetes, Wallemiales, Wallemiaceae. The record is from RefSeq and is a predicted model, not a curated record. The transcript is spliced from 3 exons. Bases 1 to 819 code for a protein of 272 amino acids.